This is a messenger RNA of Symbiodinium natans, 336 nucleotides long. NCBI's taxonomy places the organism in Eukaryota, Dinophyceae, Suessiales, Symbiodiniaceae. The record is from the annotation of a GenBank genome assembly.
AUGCCGAUUCUCCUAGUGGCGCCUGGGGCGACCCUGUCUUUCAGAGUGGUGAUAUUCCAGGUUUGCCUAGCGGCAAGGGAGCCGUGGACUUCCAUGCACGUGACUCAUGGGUGGGAUGAUUGUGGCAACCAGCUAAUGUUCCUUGUAUCCGGCUACGAGGAGUGUUGCUUCCACUGCCAGGCAAACCCGGAGUGUCGGACUUUCAUUUUCCGUGAUUCUGACAAUUUCUGCUGGCUGAAGAAUGCCGAUGCUCGUCGUGGCGCCACGGGAUGCUUCUCGCGUGCACCAGCUGGGCCUAGCAGCAAGGGAGCCGAUCUUCCCCUGAUCGCUGUGUAG